Mytilus californianus (California mussel) is the source of this 5588-nucleotide messenger RNA. Its product is annotated as G-protein coupled receptor dmsr-1-like. Gene Ontology annotation, cellular component: membrane. NCBI's taxonomy places the organism in Eukaryota, Metazoa, Mollusca, Bivalvia, Mytilida, Mytilidae. The record is from RefSeq and is a predicted model, not a curated record. Gene Ontology annotation, molecular function: G protein-coupled peptide receptor activity. Gene Ontology annotation, biological process: G protein-coupled receptor signaling pathway. The transcript is spliced from 2 exons. Bases 416 to 1576 code for a protein of 386 amino acids.
AAGAUACAAUAGAUAUAAAUAAAUCAAUUCCAUAAAAGUAAAAGGAUUUUAAUGUUGUAAAAUUUCUCUUCAAUUUACGAGCCAAUGACAGUAAAUUGCCACAUAUAUAACUGAUUUAACAAAUAAUUCUGAUGAUAGAAUCAAUAGAGUGAUGGCAGCAAUCUUGUCGUUAAUGGAACACAUUUAAUGUAUAUAGAAAUAAUCAGAACAUUGUCUGUCAUCACAAUGUGGAGAUUAUUUCGAUCCUUAAGAGUGGCCAUAUGUCCCACAUGUUAAUAUCCGUUCAAGGUUUGUCGUGGAAGAAGCCAUUUCUGCUUAAGUAUUAGCUAUCAAACGGGUCAUCAAUAAAGCAGUGUUCAAUAUAAAUGUCUUUAGAAUGAAAACGAUGAUGUUUUAUCCGUUAGGACUUGUAUAAAUGAACACACCGACCAACAUGAAUCGGUGUGUAUAUGAAGAUGCUGUUAGGUUCGAGACAAAAAGUAGUUCACUGAGUGAUUUUCGAACGCAGUAUGCCUACAUGCAUGGACCUAUUUGUAUAGUUAUUUGUAUCUUUGGAAUAAUUCUAAACGCUGCAAACAUUGUAGUACUGACACGUAAAAACAUGAUGACGUCAAUCAACGUCAUUCUCACGUGGUUAGCUGUAGCGGAUAAUCUUAAAAUGACAGAUUAUUUAAUAUUUGCAAUAGGUUUUUACGUGAUGAAAGAUCCUGAUCUUGCUCUGAUGAACACGUAUAAUAUCCACAAAGGGAAAUACUUGGAAUUUCAUGCCAGUUUUGCUAUAGUUUGUCACAACAUUGGAGUAUGGCUGACCGUCUCAUUGGCAAUAUUUCGUUUCUUAUAUAUAUGGUUUCCUGGCAGAGGUAAAUUAUUUUGCACAGUGACCAGAGCUAAAAUCACAGUUGCCUUGAUUUAUGUGACAAUAGCAAUAAUAUGUAUACCAAAUUACUACACAAACUUCUUAGAUAAGAAAACACCAAAACAUUUAAACAGUUCAAACGUCACUUGUCAUGCAAAAUACACAGUCAAUAUGAUUGAUCAAAAGGAUCCCGUAUUUAUAGCGAACACUUAUAUUCAAGCAAUAUUCACCAAACUAGUGCCUUGUGUCUUGUUAACAGUUUUGACUUUUCUAUUGAUAUAUGCAAUGCAUCAAGCUUAUCAAAAGCGCAAAGUAUUAUUAAGUCAAGGUCAUGAUCAGGACGCACGACGUCACCAUGAACACAACAGAACAACUGGCAUGCUGUUAGCUGUUGUAAUACUGUUCUUAUUGAUUGAACUUCCUUUUGGAAUAUUAACUUUAAUGAUAGUGUUUUCCCCUGCAGAAUGGAUGACGAAAGUGUAUGACAAUCUUGGAGAAUUCCAUGAACUCUUGGCACUGUGUAAUAAUGCUGUUAACUUUUUACUAUACUGCAGUAUGAGUAAACAGUUCCGUAAAACGUUCAUUUCUAUAUUUUGCAGAUGUUUGCCAAAACAAAAUUAUCGCAUAAUAAAUAUGACAGAAAUGAGUCAGUUUAACAACUCAAUGAACCAUAAUCAUCUCAACACUACUCAUGUGCAAACAGAUGGACAUAUGGGAUAACAUAAAGCGCUGUUAUAACGACGUACUACGUUUGUUAGUGAGAUAAUUUGUUUGAACUGAUCGGCACGUUUCCUGUUUGAACUGGUGACAAUAAUGAAACAUAGCUGAUGCUCUUUUAUUACUACAUGUAAUAUUUCAAAAUGACGUCACCAUGAACACAACAGAACAACUGGCAUGCUGUUAGCUGUUGUAAUACUGUUCUUAUUGGUUGAACUUCCUUUUGGAAUAUUAACUUUAAUGAUAGUGUUUUCCCCUGCAGAAUGGAUGACGAAAGUGUAUGACAAUCUUGGAGAAUUCCAUGAACUCUUGGCACUGUGUAAUAAUGCUGUUAACUUUUUACUAUACUGCAGUAUGAGUAAACAGUUCCGUAAAACGUUCAUUUCUAUAUUUUGCAGAUGUUUGCCAAAACAAAAUUAUCGCAUAAUAAAUAUGACAGAAAUGAGUCAGUUUAACAACUCAAUGAACCAUAAUCAUCUCAACACUACUCAUGUGCAAACAGAUGGACAUAUGGGAUAACAUAAAGCGCUGUUAUAACGACGUACUACGUUUGUUAGUGAGAUAAUUUGUUUGAACUGAUCGGCACGUUUCCUGUUUGAACUGGUGACAAUAAUGAAACAUAGCUGAUGCUCUUUUAUUACUACAUGUAAUAUUUCAAAAUGACGUCACCAUGAACACAACAGAACAACUGGCAUGCUGUUAGCUGUUGUAAUACUGUUCUUAUUGGUUGAACUUCCUUUUGGAAUAUUAACUUUAAUGAUAGUGUUUUCCCCUGCAGAAUGGAUGACGAAAGUGUAUGACAAUCUUGGAGAAUUCCAUGAACUCUUGGCACUGUGUAAUAAUGCUGUUAACUUUUUACUAUACUGCAGUAUGAGUAAACAGUUCCGUAAAACGUUCAUUUCUAUAUUUUGCAGAUGUUUGCCAAAACAAAAUUAUCGCAUAAUAAAUAUGACAGAAAUGAGUCAGUUUAACAACUCAAUGAACCAUAAUCAUCUCAACACUACUCAUGUGCAAACAGAUGGACAUAUGGGAUAACAUAAAGCGCUGUUAUAACGACGUACUACGUUUGUUAGUGAGAUAAUUUGUUUGAACUGAUCGGCACGUUUCCUGUUUGAACUGGUAACAAUAAUGAAACAUAGCUGAUGCUCUUUUAUGACUACAUGUAAUAUUUCAAAAUGUUUUCUUACUGAUAAAGAAAUAUGGAUUUUUUUUGGAACUUGUCUGCACAUUCUAAAUAUCGCAUCUGUUGUUGUUUACAAUUACCCUAAUAUAUUUGUCAUUUUUUGAAAAUCUAAAACAAGGACAUGGACAAGUGUGAAAAAUAGACAGUUUUCGACUAUUUUUCAACAAAUAAAGUUCCAUAACUCCACAAUGUCAUAUCAGAAAUUUAUAAAAAAACUAGAGGCUCUCAAGAGCCUGUGUCGCUCACCUGUAUUUACUGAUGCUUUGGAAAUCAUGUAAAAUAAGGUUAAAAUCAUAAUUAAUAGUAUUAGAUAUUAGAUAUUAUAAUGAUAUCUAAGAUAAUAACAAAAAACUGCAAAAUUUUUGUAAAAUUACUAACUCAGGGGCAGCAACCCAACAACGGGUUGUCGGAUUCGUCUGAAAAUUUCAGGGCAGAUAAAUCUAAAUCUGAUGAACAUUUUUGCCACCUGUCAGAUUUGCUCUAAAUACUUUAGUUUCAGAGAUAUAAACCAAAAACUGCAUUUUACCCCUAUGUUCUAUUUUUAACCAAGUCGGCCAUGAUGGUUGGAAGGCGGGGUCAUCGCACAAAUUUUUCAAACUAGAUACCCUAAUAAUGAUUAUGGCCAAGUAUGGUUAAAUUUGUCUCAGUAAUUUCAGAGUAGAAGAUUUUUGUAAAAGAUUACAAAAAUUUACGAAAAAUUGUAAAAAAUUGACUAUUAAGGGCAAUAACUCCUAAAGGAGUCGACUGACAAUUUUCGUCAUGCAACUUAUUUGUAGAUCUUACUUUGCUGAACAUUAUUGCUGUUUACAGUUUAUCUCUAUCUAUAAUAAUAUUCAAGAUAAUAACCAAAAACUGCAAAAUUUUCUUAAAAUUACCAAUUUAGUGACAGCAACCCAACAACAGGUUCUCUGAUUCAUCUGAAAAUUUCAGGGCAGAUAGAUCUUGACCUGAUAAACAAUUUUACCUCGUGUCAGAUUUGCUCUAAAUGCUUUGGUUUCAGAGAUAUAAGCCAAAAUCUACAUUUUACCCCUAUGUUCUAUUUUUAGCCAUGGCGGCCAUCUUGGUUGGUUGACCGGAUCACCGGACACAUUUUUUAAACUAGAUACCCCAAUGAUGAUUGUGACCAAGUUUGGUUAAAUUUGACCCAGUAGUUUCAGAGGAGAAGAUUUUUGUAAAAGUUAACAGACGACGCCGGACGACGACGACGACGACGACGACGACGGACGACGACGACGACGGACGACGGACGCAAAGUGAUGAGAAAAGCUCACUUGGCCCUUCGGGCCAGGUGAGCUAAAAAGGGAACUUAUGUCAAUAUAUAUUAACAAUUCACCGAAUUUCAUGAAAAUUACUCAAAAACUGGAAAAUCCCCUAUUUUUUAUGAAUUUAUUAUAAAAUCCCAUACACGGUAACGUAACUCGGUAACGUAAAAUCUGAAUUUUUUUAAAAAUCGAAACGGAGCUUACUUCAUUAGAUAUAAACACGUUUCAUGAACAUUGGUGAAAGCGUGUUUGAGUUUCUGUCCGAAGUGCUAACGACGGACAGACGAACGGACGGACAGACAACGGUAUCCCAUAAUACGUGCCGUAAACGGGCGUAUAAAAACGAGCCCAAAUCUUAGUUAUAAAGACAUACCAAAUAACAUUAGAACGGUAUAGAAAAAUACUUCAUAUUCGGAUGAAGUAAAAGUGAAUAAAAGGAGAGUCGUAUGUACCUCAGUAUAUUGUUGUCAAUAUAUUGUAUUCUGCAAAAGAUCCGAGCCUGAAAAAGAUAAGAAAAAAAUUAACAGAUACUGUUAAAGAUUUGCCAUCAACAUCGAAUUUAAAAAUGACAAAAAUGAGAAUAUUUUUUUUUCAGUUUUCAUUUUUUUCAAUGUUUGUCUUAUGUGCUAAGCUUCGAAUGGCAUAUAGUAAUAUAAUCUAAUACUAUGGUCAAGCCACGAAAAUAAGCUGAAAGUAAUCUGAGAUCAAUUCAAAUCAAGCAAUAAGCCUCAAUAUGAUAUAGAAUAAACACCGCCAUUUUGUACUUUCUAAAACAUUUGAUAACAGCACAUAUGAUAUUUCUUAAAGAGAGUAAGGACAAAGAUCUGUAAACGUAAGUUGUUAAAAGGAUGCGGUAUCUGAGACCACAAAAUAUACUGAAUUGUUGGCAUUUCAAGCUCUUGUUUGGAAAAAUUUUAAAAGCCAAGAUGUUUAUACAGAGACUACUACAAUCAAGAAUGGCAAAUCUGUUAAGAUUAGUUAUGUUUAAGAAAUUUGGGUUUAAGUUAAAAACGAUUAAGAUAUCAACGGAAAGUUACUAAAAUGUAUGUAUAAAUCGCCACUGUUGCAGCACUGACUAAGGACUUUAGGUCCACUACUAGUUGUACAGACUCAAUAGCAGUAAUUCAUUGUAAAUAUAUGUAAUUUCUAUUUUUUUCUCCUGUUUUCAAAGCCAUUUUCUAAAUUAAACUACAUCACAAUUAUUAGAACCAAACUUUUAUAAUGCCAAAGAUAUUAAACAUGGCGAUGGGACGAUGUUAUCAAAAGAGUACACGCCAAAAUAAAAAUGACCAUAAAUUUUAAGGGAAAAAGAAACGGUUGAGAAUGUGCUCCGGAAGGGUAACACUUGAAUUUGUGUUGUAUGUUUUAACUCAAUUAACAUUCUUAUCAACUGAUAAUUUUCAUACUUUAUUGCUUAUUACUUUCACUGUAUAUUUUUUAUUAAAGAUUUGAACAUUUUAGUAUUUUACUCAAUGACAUUUACCCAGUACGUUUGAGAGAGAGAGUUGCCGUUCCAUAUAUUUGAUGUUUACAAAUUCUGUCUUUUAUUUAAUAAAUAGUUUUACAUGCC